GCCGCCGCCGCCAUGGCCUCGCCGCUGCCCGGCCGCGCGGGCGGGCCCGCCACGCCGCUGUCGCCCACGCGCCUGUCGCGGCUGCAGGAGAAGGAGGAGCUGCGGGAGCUCAACGACCGCCUGGCGCACUACAUCGACCGCGUCCGCGCGCUCGAGCUGGAGAACGACCGGCUGCUGCUCAAGAUCUCCGAGAAGGAGGAGGUGACCACGCGCGAGGUGAGCGGCAUUAAGGCGCUGUACGAGUCGGAGCUGGCGGACGCCCGCAGGGCCCUGGACGAGACUGCCCGGGAGCGUGCCCGGCUGCAGAUCGAGAUGGGCAAGCUGAGCGCAGAGCUGGAAGAGGUGCACAAGAGUGCCAGCAAGAGGGAAGGCGAGCUCUCCGUGGCCCAGGGCCGCGUGAAGGACCUGGAGUCCCUGUUCCACCGGAGCGAGGUGGAGCUGGCCACCGCCCUCAGUGACAAGCGCAGCCUGGAGAGCGACGCGGCCGAGCUCCGGGCCCAGCUGGCCAAGGCCGAGGACGGUCAUGCUGUGGCUAAAAAGCAGCUGGAGAAGGAGACGCUGAUGCGCGUGGACCUGGAGAACCGCUGCCAGAGCCUGCAGGAGGAGCUCGACUUCCAGAAGAGCGUGUUCGAGGAGGAACCCUUCAAGGCACCUGUGAGGGGACCCGCGAAGGAAUCCAUGAGGGACCCUGAGCCUGAGAGGGGACCCACGAAGGAAUCCAUGAGGGACCCUGAGCCUGAGAGGGGACCCGCGAAGGAAUCCAUGAGGGACCCUGAGCCUGAGAGGGGACCCGCGAAGGAAUCCAUGAGGGACCCUGAGCCCGAGAGGGGACCCGCGAAGGAAUCCAUGAGGGACCCUGAGCCCGAGAGGGGACCCGCGAAGGAAUCCAUGAGGGACCCUGAGCCCGUGAAGGGACCCGUGGAGGAAUCCAUCAGGGAGCCUGAGGCUGUGAGGGGACCCGUGGAGGAAUCCAUCAGGGACCCUGAGGCUGUGAGAGAUCCUGCAAGGGAACCCCUUAAGGAACCUGAACCCGUGAGGGGACGCGUGAAGAAAGCCAUGAGGGACCCCGAGGUCUUAAGGGUGAAGAAAGCCAUGAGGGACCCCGAGCUCUUAAGGGGACCCAUGAAGAAAGCCAUGAGGGACCCCGAGCCCGUGAGGGGACCCGUGAAGAAAGCCAUGAGGGACCCCGAGGUCUUAAGGGGACCCGUGAAGAGACCUCUGAGGGAAGCAGUGAAGAGAUUCCUGAGGGGACUGGGGAAGAUCCCCUUGAGGGAUCCGCUGAGGAGACCUGUGAAGGCGUCCUUGAGUAAACUCGGAUGGGGACCUGUGGGAGGACCUGUGAGGGGACCCACGAAGAGACCCCCUAGGGGAGCCGCGAAGAGACCUGGGGAGACGCCGCGCAGGGGAGCCGCGCAGGCACCCGGGAAGGGCCCCCGCAGGAGGGGCGCCAAGGAGCGGGCACACCGGGUGCAGGUGGGUGUCUGCCCGGCCACCCUCAGAAGGUCCCUCUAGGCCGCCAGCCGCCAGGGCUCCGACUCUGGGCCCGGGCAGGUCUCCUGGUGUGGCCAGCGAAGAUGCCUCCCAGCCUCUGUCGAGGCCCAGGCCUCUGGCUCGAGCCAUUCGUGGUCUUUUUGUGUGUUGGGGGGUCCUGGGGACUGGACCCAGGCACUCACCCAGGCCAUUCCCCAGCCGGGUCUCACGAAGUUGCUCAAGAUGGCCUUGAACUUGCAUCCCCUGCCUCAGCCUCCGAGGCACCGGGAUGCGGGCGUGGCUCUGGGCCCCCCCCCUCCACCCCGCAGUCGCAGCCGUGUCCUUUGCCCGCAGCCAUCGAUGGCCAUGUCUUUUGAGUCUUUCUGCAGGGCUGAGAUCCUCGUCAGGCCUCGUGUGCUAGGCAAGCUCCUUACCGCUGAGCCCCAGCCCGACCAUCUGUUUUACAGUCAAAGAGCGACUUUAAAGAGAAGUGAUCCCCGUGUGAUAUAAAGUUCACCUUUUUUAGAAGUGUAGAAUUAAGUGUUUUUAGAAUCAAUUCUUCCCAUUAAUUCCAGAACAUUCCAUCAGUCCAAAAGGAAGCCCAGACCAUGAGCAUCCCCCAUCCCUCGUAGCCCAGCGCCUAGGAGUCCACAUCCGGCUCUGACUCUGUCACUUGUCUGUCGGGCUCUCGGCACCAGGUCCUCAGCCCAUGUGCAGUGCAGCCGUGUCACCUGGCUCCUGCUUGUGGCUGAGUGACGCUCCAGGUGGAUGGCCACACCGUGUUCCUUCAUCCACCCAGGCCCAUUUGGGCUGCGUCCACUCUUUGGUGGUCAGCAGGGCUGCUCCUGUGAACAUUUGUGAACAAGUAGCAGGGAGACGCCUGGAGCUUCUGAGGUUCGGUGUGAGACAGAGACGGGGCCACUGGGGAGUCCAUCACGAGCCGCACCCCCAGCUCAGUUUUCACUCACUUUGAGCCAGGGUCUGCCCUUGGACUUGAGAGAGUCACUGCUAAGCACCCAGGCUUUGCGCUUGGGGUAUGGGACAGGGGGCCCCUGCCUUCCUCCUGGGCUCUCGGUGGCCACCUCAGAGCCACAGUGCUGCAGGACCGCGGGCUUUGUCG
Molecule: messenger RNA, 2590 nt
Organism: Marmota monax (woodchuck)
Lineage: Eukaryota; Metazoa; Chordata; Mammalia; Rodentia; Sciuridae
Gene: Lmnb2
Product: lamin B2
Exons: 5
Coding region: 13-1512 (499 amino acids)
Source: RefSeq, a predicted model, not a curated record